GAGGGAGAGGCAAAGGGGGGGACUUUUCACUCUGAGAAAAUCGGUUAGUGAGGCGGCGGGGAACGUCGACACCAUGGUAGCUCAACAGAAGAACCUGGAGGGAUAUGUGGGUUUUGCAAAUCUUCCCAACCAGGUGUACAGAAAAUCGGUCAAGAGAGGCUUUGAGUUUACUCUCAUGGUUGUAGGGGAAUCCGGUCUUGGGAAGUCCACGCUGAUAAACUCCUUAUUCCUAACAGACUUGUAUUCUGCAGAAUACCCUGGUCCUUCACACAGAAUCAAGAAAACUGUGCAGGUGGAACAGUCCAAGGUGUUAAUAAAGGAGGGUGGAGUUCAGCUCCUUCUCACGAUAGUCGACACUCCAGGAUUCGGAGAUGCUGUGGACAACAGCAACUGCUGGCAGCCUGUCAUCGAUCACAUCGAUAGCAAGUUUGAGGAUUACCUCAACGCAGAGUCCCGUGUCAACAGACGGCAGAUGCCUGACAACCGAGUGCACUGCUGUCUCUACUUCAUCGCCCCCUCUGGACAUGGGCUGAAGCCACUGGAUAUCGAGUUCAUGAAACGGUUACAUGAGAAAGUGAACAUCAUUCCACUCAUUGCCAAAGCUGACACACUGACUCCUGAGGAGUGCCAGCAGUUCAAAAAGCAGAUCAUGCGGGAGAUCCAGGAACACAAAAUCAAGAUUUACCAAUUUCCAGAGACGGACGAUGAGGAAGAGAACAAGUUAGUGAAAAAGAUCAAGGAUCGUCUUCCUCUUGCUGUUGUUGGCAGCAAUACCAUCAUCGAGGUUAACGGGAAGCGGGUCCGAGGCAGGCAGUAUCCCUGGGGUGUAGCAGAAGUGGAAAAUGGGGAGCACUGUGAUUUCACAAUUCUACGAAACAUGCUGAUCAGGACCCACAUGCAGGACUUGAAAGAUGUGACCAACAACGUCCACUAUGAGAACUACCGGAGCCGGAAGUUGGCAGCUGUCACCUAUAACGGUGUGGACAACAACAAGACCAAGGGCCAGCUCACCAAACUUGAUACAGUUGAAGGCAUGAGUCCUUUGGCACAGAUGGAGGAGGAGCGGCGAGAACACGUGGCCAAGAUGAAGAAGAUGGAGAUGGAGAUGGAGCAGGUGUUUGAGAUGAAGGUCAAGGAGAAGAUUCAGAAGUUGAAAGACUCUGAGGCAGAGCUGCAACGGCGUCAUGAGCAGAUGAAGAAGAACCUUGAGGCACAGCACAAGGAGCUGGAGGAGAAGCGGCGCCAGUUUGAAGAGGAGAAGGUAAACUGGGAGGCACAGCAGCGUUUUCUGGAGCAGCAGAAAUUGGAUGCCUCCAGGACUUUGGAAAAGAACAAAAAGAAGGGCAAGAUAUUUUAAAGUAUUUGAGGACCACCAUGUUAUGAUGUACUAGUUGCCAGUUGCCAAUUUUCCAGCCUGGACGUCAGUGUGUGUUUUGACCAAAAGCGCCAUCAUUUUCAGUCAGAUAACCAUCUGCAUGUGGAGAAGCCAGCUCAGCAUUGCCUGUGGGAUUCUGGGUGUAGAACUCACUGUCACAGAUGGGCUGAACCCAUUUUAGUCGCAUUUAAUUUUUCUAGUUCAAAAACCUGACGUUGGUCAUUGUGUGCCGAGGAAAUGGUUUGUACAAUCAUAUUUUGGUGGCUGAUUUGUUUACACGUACAAAAAUGACCCAUUCUUCCAUAAAGAAAGAAUUCACAAACUGUGUUGAGCUAAACCCUAUAAAAUGUUCCUCUGAAUGCUUCUCUUUGUUGAAUAUAACUCAUGAAAGCUCAUCCUGAGUGACAUUCCGAUCAUCGAAGGAAGAGUUUCUCACAUUUAAAAACAUUGACAGACGUCAUAAAGGAAAACCUAAAGGCUGACUCUCACCUCAGGCUUUUUAAAGAUAACAUUUUUAUUGCUUUACCCCAAAAAUAUUAUGCUUCUUCCACAUUCUGUAAAUUAUCUAUUCAUGGACAGCCAUCUUAUGUCAUUCAUUUAACAUUUCAUAUAGUUCAUUUUUUGUUAUUUUUUUCAUAUAUUGGCCCUGCUAAUUUUUUUCUUUUUUUUUUUUGUUUAUAAGUUGAAUAUCUCUGGGGAGGAAACCAUUCCUGGGCCAGUCAGAGUUCCUACAUUUGACUCCCUAAAGUGACCACAGAACUAAUAGCCCCUGGGAAUCUGCUUGUAUGAGUCAAC
Molecule: messenger RNA, 2170 nt
Organism: Scleropages formosus (Asian bonytongue)
Lineage: Eukaryota; Metazoa; Chordata; Actinopteri; Osteoglossiformes; Osteoglossidae
Product: septin-7
Exons: 15
Coding region: 74-1357 (427 amino acids)
Cellular component (GO): septin complex
Molecular function (GO): GTP binding
Source: RefSeq, a predicted model, not a curated record